AUGUUCUCCCUUCGUACCGCCGUGCGGAGAGCUUCAACCAGCAAGCCCCUCCGAGCCUUCUCCGCACCACACGCCGUUUCCUCCGCGAGACUAGGCGCUCGUAACUCCCUCAAGGCUUCCGCCGUCCCGUUGCUGCAGGGUCGUCAUUAUUCCCGCGCCGCUGACCCCCAGCUUUCGUCGACUCGCUCCACGGUCGUCCAGCUGUUGAGCAAUAUCGGCUCGAAGCGUGAGGUUCAGCAAUACCUCUCUCACUUUACGUCGGUUUCCUCUCAGCAGUUCGCUGUCAUCAAGGUCGGCGGUGCCAUCAUCACCGAACACCUCCAGACUCUUUCCUCUGCUCUCGCCUUCCUGAACCAUGUCGGACUUUAUCCGAUUGUUGUCCACGGCGCCGGACCUCAACUGAAUCGCAUGUUGGAAGACGCCGGUGUGGAGCCGCAGUUCGAGGAUGGUAUCCGUGUGACUGAUGGCAAGACCCUGGCUCUUGCUAGGAAGCUCUUCUUGGAGGAGAAUCUGAAGCUGACCGAAGAAUUGGAACGCAUGGGAGUGAGGGCCCGCCCUCUCACUGCGGGUGUCUUCUCAGCCGAUUACCUCGACAAGGAGAAGUAUAACCUGGUCGGCAAGAUCAAUGGUGUCAACAAGAAGCCAAUUGAAUCUGCUAUCGAAUCUGGCUGUCUCCCUAUCCUGACCUCCAUGGCCGAGACCCCAGAUGGUCAGGUUCUGAAUGUCAACGCCGAUGUGGCUGCCGGCGAGUUGGCGCGUGCACUCCAGCCGCUCAAGAUUGUCUACCUUGCUGAGAAGGGUGGACUCUUCAACGGUGACACGGGUGAGAAGAUUUCCGUAAUCAAUCUCGACGAGGAGUACGACCACUUGAUGACCCAGUGGUGGGUGCGUCACGGUACCCGUCUGAAGAUUAAGGAGAUGAAGGAACUUCUCAGUGAUCUUCCUCGCACCUCGAGCGUUGCCAUUAUCCACCCAGCCGAUCUGCAGAAGGAGCUCUUCACGGACUCUGGUGCGGGUACCUUGAUCCGCAGGGGCAACAAGGUACACAUCAAGACUUCUAUCUCGGAGUUUGAGGACCUGGACAAGCUGAAGGAUGUUUUGAUCCGCGACCGGGAAGGCUUGGAUGCCCGCGCCACCGUGGAGCGCUACGUUGAAGGAUUGAAAGAGCGCGAUUUCAAGGUGUACUUUGAUGAGCCCAUGGAGGCCUUGGCCGUUAAGGACUUCCCCAAGCUUGUGUGGACUGUUAAGGAGGACGACGAGAACCUGACUUGGUUCUUCGACAAGGCCGAUGGUAGCCUGAGCCGCGAGGGCGAGGUCCUCUUCUGGUACGGUAUUGAAAGCGGUGAAGAGGUUAAGCAGUUGGUCCAGGAGUUCAAUGAGCAUGGCCGCCAGAUGUUCGGUGAUAUCAACCUCGAGUCGAGGUUGCACCGCGCUGCCGCGGCCGCCACCAACAUUGGCAAGGGCUUUGGCGCCAGCGGUGCUUCCGCUGAGCAGAAGCGGGCAUUCUCCUCCAGUAGCAAUGCCCUGCGAUCUUCUCGGUUUGGACGCCCUUCGGUUUUCAGCAAGAACUCGGCUCGGGCUUACUCCACUAACCCUAACCCACCCCUUGGCGAGAAGAACAUGUCGAACACCCAGCCGUCCAAGGUUGCUCUCAUUGGAGCCCGUGGCUACACUGGUCAAGCCCUGAUUAACCUGCUCAAUGCCCACCCCCACAUGGAUCUGCGCCACGUUUCUUCUCGCGAGCUGGCUGGCAAGAAGUUGCAAGGUUAUGAAAAGAGAGAGAUCAUCUACGAGAACCUUAGCCCUGAGGAUGUCAAGCGCAUGUCUGCAAAUGGCGAUGUUGACUGUUGGGUUAUGGCUCUGCCUAACGGUGUCUGCAAGCCGUUUGUUGAGGCUGUCGACCAAGGCUCGGAGAAGGGUAAUGUCAUUGUUGACCUGAGCGCCGACUACCGUUUCGAUAGCAACUGGACCUACGGUCUGCCUGAGUUGGUCUCCCGCUCUAAAAUCGCCCAGGCAUCCAGAAUUGCCAACCCUGGUUGCUACGCAACAGCGGCCCAGGUUGCAAUUGCUCCCCUUGUCCCUCACCUCGGUGGACAACCUACCGUUUUUGGUGUUUCCGGAUACUCGGGCGCUGGUACCAAGCCAAGCCCUAAGAACGACGUGGAGAACCUUACCAACAACAUCAUCCCUUACAGCUUGACCGAUCACAUCCACGAGAAGGAGAUCAGCUCUCAGCUUGGCACCAACAUUGCAUUCAUUCCUCAUGUUGCUGUUUGGUUCCAGGGCAUUCAUCAAACCAUCAGCAUCCCUCUCAAGGAGGAAAUGUCCUCCCGUGAUAUUCGCAACAUCUACCAGGAACGCUAUGCUGGUGAGAAGCUUGUGAAGAUCAUCGGCGAGCCCCCGGUGGUGAAGAACAUUGCUGGUCGCCAUGGUGUUGAAGUUGGUGGAUUCGCUGUUCACUCUAGUGGCAAGCGCGCAGUGGUGUGUGCUACCAUUGACAACCUGCUGAAGGGCGCAGCUACUCAGUGCCUCCAAAACAUGAACCUCGCUCUCGGAUAUGGCGAGUACCAGGGCAUCCCUCUGGAGUAAACAAUCUUUAGUAUACUUGUCCCUAUAUCCUCAAUAUAGCGGGAGUGUAGGUAUAUGAACUGUUUCGUGGACGAGGAUUUUCGUUUCUUGAAUUGAACAAUGGUGUCAUCUUUCUCGCGUGUCUCAUACCCCGGGUGUCUCUCAUCGGUUGCUAUGGGUCGGUGAUACUCCGCAAAGGGUCUCUUGCCUCAAUCUCCAUAGCCAACUUAAUCAUGCCUUAUGUUUUCUUGAAUACUUGGUUUCCCACUCAUAGAUGUCUCCGGUUUCCUUGUUCUCAACCUGCAUGGAGAAGGAAUACUAUAUCGUGCCUGCAAAGGGGAUCGGUGCUUUUCGAAGCAAAGAAUAGAAGGAGGAUCAAAAGCAAUUCGUCCCAUAGUUCUUCGGUGUAUUGGCUCUUAUAUCUCGCGUUGCCUUUUUCUUUUCUCUUCUUUCGGUGCUUCUGAUACGGAUAUAAGGGAGUGGUCUGUAAAUCGUUUCUAGGAUGGUGGUAUGUAUAGU
This is a messenger RNA of Aspergillus nomiae NRRL 13137, 3087 nucleotides long. RefSeq names its product bifunctional acetylglutamate kinase/N-acetyl-gamma-glutamyl-phosphate reductase (gene argEF). Gene Ontology annotation, cellular component: mitochondrial matrix; cytoplasm; mitochondrion. The transcript is spliced from 4 exons. Gene Ontology annotation, molecular function: NAD binding; NADP+ binding; acetylglutamate kinase activity. The coding region runs from base 1 to 2589 and encodes 862 amino acids. Lineage: Eukaryota; Fungi; Ascomycota; Eurotiomycetes; Eurotiales; Aspergillaceae. The record is from RefSeq and is a predicted model, not a curated record. Gene Ontology annotation, biological process: L-arginine biosynthetic process.